CUUAUCUUAGUGCGCGCAAUUUAGACGGCUCAUCUACUAGGCAUUUAGACUCGUCUGCACGCGCGACGCACGCUUCUUACCAAGAAAAUUCCCCCGCUAAUUCAGGGGAGAGAGGCACGGAAGUUUUUGGAGGAGGGGUGAUGACCGGAAUCGGACUACAUUGUAUGUGUGUCAGACACGGCCGGCCGCGUUCCGAUGCGGCCUUGUUACCCCAACGUUUAUGUACCGUAUGCAUGCGUGUCUCACUGCUUUGGGAUGAUAUCGUAACAUCGUACGCUGAUGGAGGGGGAGAGAGAAUUCCAGACAUCACAUGGCCUUUUUUGCUUCAACAUCUCUUAUGGGAUGAUAUUGAUGUUCGCUCAAUUCAAUUCAGCGAGUUUUUACAUCAUUUCUCGUGGAGUUGACUAGAGACAUCGUUGCAAAGAAUCAAUUUGAAUACGAUUUCACGAAAUCACCAGGGGCCAGAGCAGGCGAAGAUGGACUCAGCAUAUUGGGAUAUCUUCCCCGACACAGAAGACGCCGAGGUUAUGGAGAGCGACGAGGGGGAUGAGGAAGUAGGCGAGGACAUCAACGCCUGUUCGCCAGACAUCAAGGUCCCCUGCGAGAAUUGUAGACGCAAAAGACGCUCGUCAUGUAAACGAUGCCGCGAGCGGCAGCGACAGCUCCAAGUCCAACACCAGUCAAGUCCUCACACCCAUCCUCGGAGAACGAGAAAAUCGUCUCUCGAAAUCGCAUGCUUUCCAGAUCGCUCCUCAUCCUCGUACUCAUCAUCAUCAUCUUCUUCCAAUCCAUCACAUCCCCUUCAUCCUUCACCACCAUCGCCUACCAUCCCGACCACGAAGCAGGACACAAUUCCAGAAGUCAUCCUUCAACAAUCCCCCGACGACUACUCCUCACCCGACACAACUACACAGAAAAACACACUCACCGUUCCUUCCGGAGGCCCAAGUUUUGCAGCAGUAUAUACCAACUCCCCGUCGUGGAUGUCGACGUAUACCUCGUCAACGUGCGCGACAACGUACACCACCACCCACGAACGCUCCCGCAGAGACGGACUCGGCAGCGGGGAGAAGGACGUCGGUGAUGGGUGGUUGGAUGUCAGGAGACGCCGGAGGCCGCCUUAUCCUAGACGGCCGCGGACGAUUGGGCGAUGGGAUGGGGAGGCAAGGUCGUCGAUGACUGCGGUGACGUCGUCGAGGAUGAGGUCUAGAUGGGGUGAGGAGACGGUGGAGGGGUGGGAUGAGGGUGAGAUGGAGAGCGGGAGUUAUUGUGUUGUUGAGGGGGCAAGGUGGGAGGAGCAGAGGUUCAUCACGUCUAGGAGGGCCGCGAAAGCGGUGGUUAUGGGUAUGGGGAAGAGUGGUGCGAGGAGGCAGGGGAGGGGGGAUUGGAGGGGUGUUGCUGGGCAUGGAGCCAAGAGGAGGACGAGGGCGGUUCCGUUAGUUGAUCCGCCUAAGCCGAAGGUUCUUUUCGAUUUGCUCACAAUGAGGAUGAAGAUAUCUACGACGGGAUCGAUGGAGGGAGGGAGAAGGGGGUUGCUGGGGUUGCCGUUUGUGGAAGGGAGAGGGCAUUCCCGGGCCGUGUUUGCGAUGGCGUAUGUGAGAGGGACGGCGCAUGUAAAGGGUCUUUGGGGGCUGUUGAGUGAUAGAUGCGACGACACUGGGGGUUUCUUGGGAUUUGACGCUAAUGUAGGGGUUUGGAGCGUUGUGUUGAGGUAUCUUGGAGAUAUACUUGGCUUCUCUAGGCGUGAACGGCAAGGUGAGGUGGAUUAGAAUGAUCAUCUGGAGGCGACUUUGGCUUAGCAUCGUCGAUACAUUCAUCGCAAGGUUUUUGGCCACUGUCUCUGAGAACUCGUGUAUUUGUCCAUCGAGAAUUUGACAGGUAUGAUGCCACCUUCCAUCAUAUCCCUGAUUCCAAUAUCCGUGAGACCAAUGCUUCUCAAUUACCAACACCAUGAA
This is a messenger RNA of Colletotrichum acutatum, 1955 nucleotides long. RefSeq lists its product as uncharacterized. The coding region runs from base 477 to 1769 and encodes 430 amino acids. The transcript has a single exon. Lineage: Eukaryota; Fungi; Ascomycota; Sordariomycetes; Glomerellales; Glomerellaceae. The record is from RefSeq and is a predicted model, not a curated record.